Messenger RNA from Eremothecium sinecaudum, 1140 nucleotides. It is a transcript of the gene SFH1, whose product is annotated as Sfh1p. The coding region runs from base 1 to 1140 and encodes 379 amino acids. Gene Ontology annotation, biological process: chromatin remodeling; regulation of transcription by RNA polymerase II. Gene Ontology annotation, cellular component: nuclear chromosome; RSC-type complex; nucleus. The transcript has a single exon. Lineage: Eukaryota; Fungi; Ascomycota; Saccharomycetes; Saccharomycetales; Saccharomycetaceae. The record is from RefSeq and is a predicted model, not a curated record. Gene Ontology annotation, molecular function: transcription coregulator activity.
AUGUCGCAGCUUUUACCACAAGCAUAUUUGACCAAUUUUCAUAAUAGGAUAAGGAAUGAGGAUGUCCCUAUGUUUAUUACUGCGCAGCCUUCGCGUAAUCACAAGCGUGCGAAAGUUGUGAAUUACUCUGAAUAUGACAAUGACUUAUUACUAGAUGACUUCGUGGAGCAAGACCAACAUGAAGACGAUGAAAAGGCGAAUGCAGAAAAUCCUAAAGGUGAGAAUGAAGAUCAACCCCACGAAGAUGUUACAGCUAAUAACCUCCCAGAUUUGGAACAGCAAGAUGAUGCUACUGGUAUUUUAAAGUAUGCAAGGAUUAGGGAAACGUUUCUACAGAGUAAGAUUGCAGUACCCUAUGAACACCUAUUUGAUCAUAAUGGUAAUAUUACUGAUACUCAUGUUGGGGAAUAUGGAUUAAAAGGUGAUAUGUCUACAGUAGCACAACCAAUAAUAAUUCCAAUAAGAUUAAACUUGGAACAUAAUGGACACAAGAUCAUCGAUUUUUUCAUGUGGAAUCUGAAUGAUCACUCAAUGAGCGUGGAUCAAUUUGCUCAAAUCUAUUGUCAGGAUUUAGACUUCGGCCAUAACUCUUCACUACAAAACCAAGUGGUGUCAGCAAUUAACGAGCAAUUACAAGAAUAUGAGACGCUAGCGUCCGUUGUUGUGCCCGAUUUACAUGUUAUUAUUAAUCUAACUUGUAACCUAGACUCAAAAUUGUAUGAGGAUAAUUUUGAGUGGAAUAUAAAUGACGACUCAUUAUCUCCAGAACACUUUGCAGAGUUAGUUGUACAGGAUUUGGGACUAACCAGAGAAUUCCUUCCUGCUAUUGCACAUUCUCUCUAUGAGUCUAUUUUAAAGGUCAAGAAAGAUUGGCUUGAAGGUCACCUGAACCAAGAAACCGUUCCUAAUGGAGCGGCAUUCGGUUAUCUUUCGGGUAUAAGGCUAGAUAUUGACACUCUUGGCGUAAAAUGGUGCCCGAAAGUGGAAGUUUUGUCGCAAUGGGAGAUAGAGAAAAGAGAAAUUGAGAAGGAAAGGAAUAUGAGAAGGUUAAAGAGAGAAAGUGCGAAAGUAGAAGAUAGAAUAGUGAGGCGGAGGGGCAAAAGGAGAAUGGAUGAUCUGGAAACAACUAUGAGGCUUUAA